Messenger RNA from Closterium sp. Naga37s-1, 1584 nucleotides. The record is from the annotation of a GenBank genome assembly. NCBI's taxonomy places the organism in Eukaryota, Viridiplantae, Streptophyta, Zygnematophyceae, Desmidiales, Closteriaceae.
AUGGCGGGGCUGGCGAAGAUGAAGAAGAAGCUGCUGCCGCUGCAGACGGGCGGCGGCGUGCGCGCGCCUGACUCGGGCGGUGUGGGGGAAAUGCCUGCCAUGGCCAACGACCCGUACGCGUCGUAUAAGGUCAGCGAGGAAGGACACAUCAACCUAAUGAGUCAGUCUUUUAAUGAGUACGCGAUCAGCGAGCAGGGGUUGCAGGUGAACAAGGAGGGGCAGCAUUCAGAGGACAGCAGCGCGGGCGGCGAGAAGACGUACCGCUGUGCUUCUAACGAAAUGCUCGUGUUCGGCGCCAUCGGUUCGGGGGCGAGCAGCGUUGUGUGUAAAGCCAUACACAUACCCACGCACCGCCUGCUCGCCCUAAAAAAAGUCAACGUCUUUGAAAAGGACAAGCGGCACCAGCUGCUGAACGAGAUCCGCACGCUGUGCGAGGCGCCGGCAGCGCCGGGGCUGGUGGAGUUCUACGGCGCGUUCUACCAGCCGGACAGCGGGCAGAUCAACAUCGCCCUCGAAUACAUGGACGGCGGCUCCCUCGCUGACGUGGUGCAGGUCACCAAGACCAUCCCCGAGGAUGUGCUGUCCGCCAUCACGCGGCGCGUGCUGCAGGGCAUGCAGUUCCUGCACACGGACCGGCGCAUGGUGCAUCGGGAUAUCAAGCCGGCGAAUCUGCUGCUGAACCUGAACGGCGUGCCCAAGAUCACCGACUUUGGUAUCAGCACCGGCCUCGACCACUCCCUCGCCAUGUGUGCAACGUUCGUGGGAACAGUGACGUACAUGUCACCGGAGCGCAUAGCGAAUCAGAACUACUCUUUCCCCGCGGACAUCUGGAGCCUCGGGCUCGCGCUGCUGGAGUGCGGCACCGGCACCUUCCCCUACACGGCUGAUAAAGGGCCCAUCAACCUCAUGCUGCAGGUGAUGGAGGACCCGGCGCCCACGCUGCCGCCCGGGUACUCAGCGGAGUUCCAGUCGUUUGUCAACGACAGCCUUGAGAAAGACCCCUUCCAGCGCCCCACCGCUGAAGUUCUGCUGCAGCAUCCGUUCAUAACGAAGCACGCAGAGGAGGACGUGGACCUAGCGGGGUACAUUCAGAACGUGGUCAACCCCACCGAGCGCCUCAAAGACCUCUCCAAUAUGCUGAUGGUGCAUUACUACAUGCUGUUUGACGGCCCUGACAAGAUGUGGCCGCACAUAGAGAGCUUCUACAAGCCAGACGCCACCCUCAUGUUUGGGCACCGGGUGUACACGGGGGGAGAGCAGAUAUUCGCGACGCUGACGUCCAUCCGCACCAUGAUGCUGGGCGAGGCCAAGUCGGAGCGCCUGGUGCACACCAUCGAGAACCUCGAGUGCUGCGCGUACGGCCGCCGCGGCGUCAUGGUGCGCGUGUCUGGCGCCCUCGUGGUCGGGCGGCAGUUCAUCCCGCCGCCCGGCACGCAGGUGGAGGGUAUUACGAGCGGCGGGGCGACGGGGUACAAGGGGCAUGGGAAGAAGCUGGGGAGCUUCAUAGAGCUGUUUGUGAUCGAGCCGGGGGAGGCGUCGGGGUCGUACCUGGUGGCCAAGCAGGAGCUGUAUGUGCAGAAGUGA